Anopheles coustani is the source of this 422-nucleotide messenger RNA. Its product is annotated as defensin-like. The record is from RefSeq and is a predicted model, not a curated record. Gene Ontology annotation, biological process: defense response to bacterium; humoral immune response. The transcript has 2 exons. The coding region runs from base 67 to 378 and encodes 103 amino acids. NCBI's taxonomy places the organism in Eukaryota, Metazoa, Arthropoda, Insecta, Diptera, Culicidae.
ACAUCAGGUGUUUGUGUAUCAUACCUCUUUUUUUUUAGUAAUCUUCUUCAGUAACUAUCAACCAUAAUGAAGUGUAGCUCGAUCGUCUUUACCGUUGCCGUCGUUUUGGCGGUGACGCUGAACAGCAAAGCCUCGGCCGAAGCUCCCACAGAACGUCAACAGCCUCUAGAAACCAAUGCAGCCCUCAACACACUCUUUGAUGAGCUCCCAGGAGAGACGCACCAUACCGCGAUAGAGCACAAUCGAGCGAAGCGGGCAACUUGUGAUUUAGCCAGUGGAUUUGGAGUUGGGAGCUCUCUCUGUGCCGCGCACUGCAUUGCCAAACGCUACCGAGGUGGAUAUUGCAACCGGAAGCGAGUUUGUGUCUGCCGGAGAUGAAUUGACCCAACAACGAUCUACGAACUUGACAGGCGGUUUCUGUA